AUGGAUACCUUUCGAAUGCUCAGAAAUUGCGUGAAUCGUGAGAGUAAGAUCUGCCGGACAAAGUACUACGAAGCAAAGGUUAGCCAUUUGAGGGAGUGUAAGCCAUCCGUGUGGUGGAAAGAGGUGAAAAAGCUCAGCGGCAUGUCACCUGCCUCGGAAACGCGGGCCAACACCAGCAAAUUACUGCAACACCUAGGUUUUUCACCAGGUGUUCUGGCAAAUUACAUCAAUUCAGCGUUCCUGACCCCAAUGCAGAUUUUUGAGCCUCUUACCCACAAUCCUUUUGACCCACCACAAGCAAACAACGAAGGUCAUGCCGUAAAUAUGAUAUCGGAGUUUUCAACUUUUAUGAAACUAUCUGCGCUCAACCCCUCGAAAGCACAUGGGCCAGACGGUAUCCCGGCAUGGUUAUUAAAGGAAAACGCUGAUCUCUUGGCGGGUCCAGUCUCAGCGAUCCUCAACUCCUCGUUCCACGAAUCCCGCCUUCCGCCUUCUUGGAAAGAGGCUGACGUUGUCCUGGUGCCAAAACAAAGGCCUAUUAAUGACAUUAACAAGCACCUCCAUCCGAUUUCCCUCACGCCUAUCCUGUCUAAGCUCGCUGAAGAUCACAUUGUUGAGAAAUACGUUAAACCUGCUGUGUUACAAAGAAUCGACCCUCGACAAUUUGGAACUAUUCCCAAAUCGUCUACUACACAUGCCUUGGUCAAUAUGACGCAUGAUUGGCUUGUUAAAACCGACGGAAAUGGUGCCACGGCAAGAGUAGUCCUACUCGAUUUCCGUAAGGCCUUUGACCUUAUCGAUCACAGUGUUCUUGUUCUAAAAAAGUAA
This is a messenger RNA of Pocillopora verrucosa, 828 nucleotides long. Lineage: Eukaryota; Metazoa; Cnidaria; Anthozoa; Scleractinia; Pocilloporidae. The record is from RefSeq and is a predicted model, not a curated record.